UAAACAUUUCUUUCCAAUUUUGAAACGGUAGGUUCCUAUUUCUAACAACAUUGCUAUAACAGUAGGGGUUAUAGUAUCAACAUUAGCAAUGAGAAAACGAGAGACUAGAAUUUCAAGAAUUACUCCCGGACUAAUGGGGCAGGCUGGAGCGCCUGGAGCAGGGCUACUGAGGCAGGCUGAAGCGCCUGGAGCAGGGCUACUCGGGCAGGCUAGAGUGCCUGGAGCUGGACUACUGGGACAGGCUGUAGCGCCUGGAGCCGAAUCACUGAGGCUGGAUAGAGCACGAAAAGCCGAACUAGCUGCACUAAUGAGGCAGGCUGGAGCGCCUGGAGCUGGGCUACUGGAGCAGGCUGGAGAGCCUGGAGCUGGAUCACAGAGGCAGGCUGGAGCGCCUGGAGCUGGACUACUGAGGCAGGCUGGAGCGCCUGGGGCCGGAUCACUGAUGCAGGCUGGAGUUCAAGGAGCUGGACUACUGAGGCAGGCUGGAGCUCCUGGAGCCGGACUACCGAGGCAGGCUGGAGCGCCUGGGGCCGGAUCACUGAGGCAGGCUGGAGUUCAAGGAGCUGGACUACUGAGGCAGGCUGGAGCUCCUGGAGCCGGACUACCGAGGCAGGCUGGAGCGCCUGGGGCCGGAUCACUGAGGCAGGCUGGAGUUCAAGGAGCUGGACUACUGAGGCAGGCUGGAGCUCCUGGAGCCGGACUACCGAGGCAGGCUGGAGCGCCUGGGGCCGGAUCACUGAGGCAGGCUGGAGUUCAAGGAGCUGGACUACUGAGGCAGGCUGGAGCUCCUGGAGCCGGACUACCGAGGCAGGCUGGAGCGCCUGGGGCCGGACUACAGAGGCAGGCUGGA
Messenger RNA from Hyalella azteca, 850 nucleotides. Its product is annotated as protein SPT2 homolog. The record is from RefSeq and is a predicted model, not a curated record. The annotation marks the transcript as partial. Lineage: Eukaryota; Metazoa; Arthropoda; Malacostraca; Amphipoda; Hyalellidae. The transcript has a single exon.